GAGGGCGACAAUCAACAGGUUCGAUGAAAUCUUUUAAGUUUAUAAAUUUAUCUCCAACAAAAAUCAAGAAAUGUGUGUUACAGCGUUCUGCAUCAAUGCGAAUCCAUCUGCUGGUGGCUACAGAUUCGUUAUGAUAUUCAACAGGGAUGAAUUUCUCAACCGACCCACCAAAGCUGCCCAUUUCUGGACUGAUCAUCCCGAUAUUGUUGGUGGUGUUGAUAUGAAUCCAGGAAAGGAAGGAGGGACAUGGCUUGGAAUGAGUAAAAAGGGAAGGUUAGCGGUCAUUCUUAACAUCUUCAAUCCUGGUGGUAUCAGAGAUGAUGCUAAGGGCAGAGGAGCUCUGGUGUCAGAUUUUCUGACAGGGGAGCAGACAACAGACGACUAUCUAAAGAAAAUCGCAGAAGAUGGAGAAGAUUAUAAUGGAUUUAAUCUCUUUACUCUAGAUAUCAGCAAUGGGGAUGCUGCUUAUUUCAGCAAUAAAUCAGGCAAGCCACCGCAAAAGCUGCAGCCAGGCAUCUUUGGAGUCUCCAAUUCCACUCUUGAAAAACCGUGGCCAAAGGCAAAUCAUCUGAAGACGAACCUAGAGGAGAUUAUCAACAGCUCCAGUGAUCUUUCAUCAGAAGAUCUUCUCAAGAAGCUUCACAGCGUUUUGGAAAGCUGUGAAUUGUUGAAUGGUGAACAGUUUAAAUUCAAACCUGGGAUGACUAUAGAAGAAAUGAGAGCAGUACUGCCACAGAUGGUACAUGUUUGGUCACCAGUCUAUGGAACACGGUCUAGCACCGUGAUAACUGUAGAUGCUGCAGGAGAAGUGGUCUACUCUGAGAAGUCUUUGGAAGAACCCAUUGACCCUUCUAAUCUGAAAUGGACCACCAAAGAACACAGAUUCCAUCUCACAUGUGCUUUAUGACGAGCCUCUUUACCCUCUGAUGAUCUGAAAUAGACUACCAAAGAAAAUGAAUUCUAACUCUCUUUUAAAGGGAUCCGGUAACUUAAUUUGUCUCAGAUUCUGAAACAAAAUUCUGGAUUUUGCUCAUG
This is a messenger RNA of Strongylocentrotus purpuratus (purple sea urchin), 1035 nucleotides long. Its product is annotated as transport and Golgi organization protein 2 homolog. Gene Ontology annotation, cellular component: Golgi apparatus. Lineage: Eukaryota; Metazoa; Echinodermata; Echinoidea; Camarodonta; Strongylocentrotidae. Bases 71 to 907 code for a protein of 278 amino acids. The transcript has 7 exons. The record is from RefSeq and is a predicted model, not a curated record. Gene Ontology annotation, biological process: protein secretion; Golgi organization.